Panthera uncia (snow leopard) is the source of this 2868-nucleotide messenger RNA. RefSeq names its product cellular communication network factor 6 (gene CCN6). The transcript has 4 exons. Gene Ontology annotation, molecular function: heparin binding; integrin binding. Gene Ontology annotation, biological process: signal transduction; cell adhesion. The record is from RefSeq and is a predicted model, not a curated record. Gene Ontology annotation, cellular component: extracellular matrix; extracellular region. The coding region runs from base 475 to 1497 and encodes 340 amino acids. Lineage: Eukaryota; Metazoa; Chordata; Mammalia; Carnivora; Felidae.
UGACCCGAUCCCAAGGUAUUCUGGAAAAGCGAAAUUGGCCUGUGUUCAGCAGGGAUGUGCACGGAAGGGUAUCUUGGAAGGGAAAUUGGGAGUUUGUUCUGGUCACACUGAGCUCGCUGUGCCUGUCAGAUAUCCAAGUGGAGACCCGGCAGUUCGAAUCUGAGUUCCGAAGACAGGGCUGGUGGGAGACAGGCGAUAGAGAGAGGGAGGAGCCUUCAGAGGUGUUCACCGCAGGGGGCUCCAAUUAGAGACUUCGAGAGUGAGAAGGAGCAGCGAGGAGGGAGGAGGAAGAAGAACGAGUGAUGUGUGGGUAGCCGAGUGAAGAAAGGUUUACGGAAAGAGGGAUGGUGACAGUUCCCGAUGGAUAUUGCGACGCUCCCCGCUGUAAUCUCCCAAUUCAGGGGAAGUCUUCGGUUUCUAGAAAUCUCUGAAAUGAGUUUGAGGCAUGCUUUCUAACGGCACCUGUGUCAUCCAAUGAAGUUCUGCUGCGGGGAGCAGGGCGGCUGGCCGUCAGACCCGCCGCCUGAAGGGAGGCCUGGAGAAGCGUCUGAGGUGCACCAGCGUAAACAGUUCUGUCACUGGCCCUGUCAAUGCCCUCGCCAGAAGCCCAGCUGCCCUCCUGGAGUGAGCCUGCUGAGGGACGGCUGCGGAUGCUGUAAAGUCUGUGCCAGACAAGCAGGGGAUACGUGCAACGAGGCCGACCUCUGCGACCCGCACAAAGGGCUGUACUGUGACUACUCGGCAGACGGGCCUAGGUACGAGACCGGAGUGUGUGCGUAUCUUAUAGCUGUGGGAUGUGAGUUCAACAGGGUACAUUAUCAUAACGGCCAAGUCUUUCAACCCAAUCCCCUGUUCAGCUGUCUCUGUGUGAGUGGGGCCAUUGGAUGCACACCUCUGUUCAUACCAAAGCCGGCUGACGGUCACUGCUCUGGGGCUAAAGGUAGAAAGAAGUCUGAUCAAUCAAACUGUGGCCUGGGACCGUUCCAACAACAGCUUUCAACAAGCUACAAAACAAUGCCAGCUUAUAGGAAUCUCCCACUUAUUUGGAAAAGAAAAUGUCUUGUGCAAGCAACAAAGUGGACCCCUUGCUCCAGAACCUGUGGCAUGGGAAUAUCUGAUAGGGUGACCAAUGAAAAUAGCAACUGUGAAAUGAGAAAAGAGAAAAGACUGUGUUAUAUUCAACCCUGUGACAGUAACAUAUCGAAGAGAAUAAAGAUCCCUAAAGGAAAAACGUGCCAACCCACUUUCCAACUUCUCAAAGCUGAAAAAUUCAUCUUUUCUGGAUGCUCAAGCACUCAGAGUUACAAACCCACUUUCUGUGGAGUAUGCUUGGAUAAGAGAUGCUGUGUCCCUAACAAGUCUAAAAUGAUUACCAUUCAAUUUGAUUGCCCAAAUGAAGGGUCAUUUAAAUGGAAGAUGCUGUGGAUUACAUCUUGUGUAUGUCAAAGAAACUGCAGAGAUCCAGGAGAUGUAUUUUCUGAGCUCAAGAUCCUAUAAAACCAACUUUAUAUGGGAAAAGUUAAGUUUAGGUAAUCAUGUCAUUACAUCAUAAAAUUACAAUGGUUUUAAAGGGUGGCAAAUCUACCUUAUUGCCUACUAGUAAGAAUGCCUACUUAUUCUCAAAUGACUGUAUUUAAGGCAAUAGAAGCUUUUAAAAAGGCUUGUUAAAAAAAUUUAUGUAAAACUUAAAAAUCUUAAAAGUGAACUCUUUAAAAUGUAUAAUUAUGAAAUACACAGAUACUUGGUUCCAUCUACAUAUUCCAUAUGUUUCCAUUCCAUAUUUCCAAUGGAAAAUUAUACAAUUUACAAGAAAACAUUUCAUUCUAUAAAUUAAUCUGGAAUACUUUGUUGAAGAUGUGUAAAAAGUUUAAAACUCUUAAAACUAGCUUUUAAAACUUUGUGUACUUUGACCAUGUAGCCUAGGAUCCCAUCAGAUGAUAAUCAUUACAUGGUGAGCAAGAUUCUAGGUUAAUUCUUAAAAAGGAAUAAGAUUAAACUGUAAAUAUAUUUAUAGCUUCCAUUGCCCUAUUCUGAAUAUGAGUUUAUUAAGGUUUCUUUUGGAAGGAGAAAGUAGAACUUCGUUGGCCAUUGUUGACAACUGUAGACAACUGUAAUCUAAAAGUUUAUAUACCAAAUAAUGUAAAAAAUUAAAUUUCCAAGAUAAAGAUCAAAAGCAGUAUCCUUACUUUGAAAAGGAAAGAAACUUAAGAAUAUAACACUAAAGAAAAGCACACAAUGGAUUAUUCUGGCUUGAAAAUAAAUUGUCCCUAAAAAUUACUUCCUUAAAUGACAAAUCUAUCUAUGGACUUAAAAUAUAAGUUAUUUUAUUUAAAGAUAAAUUAAUGUUAAAACCUAGAGCUGGAGAUUAUAGUAACGAGAACACUUUCACUAGACUAUUACAGCCAUUUCUGCAAAGUUCGGAAGAAGGUAUCAGGCUAAGUAACAUUCUGUUUGCUGAUAUAAAUGGUGACAAGCAAAACCAAUAAUAAUGCUGUUUAAAAAUAUGGACAUUUAUUAUUAUAAAAUCAACUGGUUUAAUAAAAAGCAUUAUAUUUAAAGAUAAUUUAAUACAAAUACAUGUUAAAAUAAAUGUAAAAAUUCUUUUCAGUGCAAACAAGUGGUUACCCAAACAAGAAACAAAACCUCCCUAAUAGCUGUAAUAAAACCUACCCCUGAAAAGUUAGUGGGUAUUACACAGAAAUAUUUAUAUUGUGUUCUUCUAUUACUCCUCGUACUCACUUUUAAAGAAUCAGGAGAAUUCAACCAAAUAAAUUAUAAAUUUAUUUAACAGCUCUAGUUAUACCAAAUAAUUCCAGGGCAAAUUCCAGGGCUGUAAAAAUAAAUUAUAAAUAAAUGUAUGAAAAUCUG